Molecule: messenger RNA, 1680 nt
Organism: Nomia melanderi (Alkali bee)
Lineage: Eukaryota; Metazoa; Arthropoda; Insecta; Hymenoptera; Halictidae
Product: IQ motif and ubiquitin-like domain-containing protein
Biological process (GO): cilium assembly; flagellated sperm motility
Cellular component (GO): acrosomal vesicle; motile cilium
Source: RefSeq, a predicted model, not a curated record
AUGGUCUGCAAGCGAUUAACGAUAGAAGACCGAAGGAUAAAGAAGCCGAAUUUAGGCGGAUGGCGGAAUAGAAUCACAAAGUUGGAAUAUUUGAACGCCGAGUCGCAGACGGGGCCGCGAAAAAUGCCGUCGAGGAACACGUGCACCAAGAUGACACAAUACAUCGCGGUCACGGAUGUGGAGACGCAAACUCCGUGCCAUCAUCCGACGCAAAUGUGGCGGCCGGACUGUUUCAUAUCGAGCGAAUUGGACAAGUACGUCGCAUCUAAGCAUUACGAAACGUACGAGGAGAUGAUGAGGCGAUUGGACCACGACGGGAAAGCUCGAAUUAUCCAGAGAAACUGGCGAGCGUAUUUGUUGCUGAAGAACGUGAAGGAGUAUGCCAGGCAAUACAGGGAGCUGGUCGAAAAUUGUAAACUGUACGAGGAAGAGAAAGCGACGAUGUUCAAUCGAAGACGCGAGCAAGAGACUCUCCGGAAGAUAGACCCCAAGACGCGUCUGGACUUCGACAUGCUGUACGAUUUAGUGGAAAAAUGGCGGCUGGACCGCAUCGACUACGCGAAGAAGCGUUUCUUCAGGGCGGCGAGGUGCGCCGAGGGUUAUCUGACCCUGGAGAAGACGGUGGAGAUGCUGAAUUUAAUCGACAAGCAGAGGACAUGCGUGAGAGCGGCUCACAGGAACCGGAAGCGCGCCAGGUUCCUCGGAGUGAACUGCAAGCCCGUCCGUUGGGUCGGCUACAGACAGAAGCAGAUCGAAAUGGUCACCAUGAGGAAUCAGAAGGCUCGCGAGCUGAAGACGAUCUACGACUCUUUGACCAAUUACAUGGUGACUCGCGGAGAACGGAUGGAGAUCUUGACGAUGCUGAGGCAAUCGUUGGAGUACCAUAAUUGCGUUCCCGCUUUCGAUCUGAUUCGACUCGUGGAACAGGAGCUGGACUAUUUGGCGAGAGGACUGGCGAAGGAGAUGUCCUUGGACUACUUCAGGGAGCGGAUAGUCUUUGGAUAUCUCUACUUCGUACGAUCCUGCCACUCGUGUUGCUGCGCGACGAACGACGAUUUCUGUGGAAACGCGGACGACGAGAAGCUGCGAGAAGCGGUCGAAACCAAGACGAUGGUCUGCAGAAGCUGCUCCAAGCUUCUUCCGCAUCGCAAGUUCACCGUUCACGGCAGGAUGACGAAGCUCUCUACCUGCAUCGCGUGCACCUGGCUGCGCGAGCGGAGCAUCGCGCACGUGAAUUACGAGCACCACGCGUUCCUGCUGAGCUGCGUGCGCUCCGAGGAGCGAGCGAGAGGAUCGCCGUCCGCCAUCGCGUUCACGAUGCAGAAGGAGGACAUGCACCACCUCGUGAACAACGUUUGGCACGGCCGCUCGGUGAUCAGCGAGAACGACGACCUGUUCCUGCUGAGAAUGAUACGGUACAAUCAAGAGACGGAGUGGUCGCCUUGGAACUGCAUUCUGCUCACGACGGAGGAGGCCGAGGUCCACCGCAGGAUCAAGGAUCCAUCGAGCGUGUACUCGAAGCACCUCGUCGAGAAAAUUCUGUUGUGCCACCAAUUGGCGAGGAAUCAGUUCAAGCGUUUAAUGAAAUUCGAGUCCGAGUUCCGGGAGACGUUCCACAAGAUCGAAGAUAAGCCUGUGUACCGAGCAGCGAUUAAAGUGGAAGACUACAAUUUCAUGUGA